AUGAAUGCGACGAAGAAGAGAGACACUCUGGCAAAGAUAUCAGGCUCUGGCUUGGGCCAACCUGUCAAAGAGAUACAGAAACCCUUUCAAAACCCUGAGUCUGACUCUGAGGAAGGGGAAGUGAAGGAUUUGAUAGAAAACAACAACCUUAAUAAGUCAACUAAUUCUUCAGAGAUGAUACAUUCAAAGGGUCUGAUUGAGCACAAAGAUUCAAAGGAUACAAUGCUACAGAAAUCUGACUAUAUCUUUUGGGGUGAUAGCAAAGCUUCGUACUCUUCUAAUUUCAGUGACAACAAUAAAGAAGUAAGCGAAGAAUAUAAUGAAGAGUCCUUCACAUUUUCUGAUUGGAAGCAUAACAAGGGAGUAUUUGCACCUAAAGUAGCCAACCCAAAAACCCUCAAGGAAAUUCUGCCCAAAAUUCUAUGUCAUCUGUGCGGCAAAAGAGGACAUUUGUCUGAAAAAUGCUCUGAAAUCCAACCUCACGAGAUCUACACUCAACUUGUCGAUAAAUAAGCACAAAUUCCAGGUCCUCUCCCGCUUAGAGUCAGACCCUGAGUUCCUCCAGGCCUCGAAGACCGUGACUUGUUAUGUGUGUAGGGAGAAAGGCCAUUUUCCUGUUCUGUGCAAGUAAGGUCCAUCAGGAAAGAAACUUACAGAAACUUAUGAGGUUUGAAUGGAGCAGUAACCUGAAGGGGAUACGUAGGAGGUAUAAUAAGAUAGUUGAGUCCCAUAUUAGUCGCUUGAAUCUUAUGGAGCUUCCUUGAUGUUCACCAGUGUGGAUGGAUAUGUUCGAAGCAGUUUAUAAGUUCCAUUUGAGAAUGAGGUUUGGUAGUGGAUUGAUGGAUGAUGAUGAAGUUGGAAGGAGACCAGAGAAUUUAAGUUAAUUUUCAGUUUUUAGUAAAAU
Moneuplotes crassus is the source of this 904-nucleotide messenger RNA. The record is from the annotation of a GenBank genome assembly. NCBI's taxonomy places the organism in Eukaryota, Ciliophora, Spirotrichea, Euplotida, Euplotidae.